GGUUAGCACGUCGUCUUUGGCCGUGUGUCAACACAUCAUAUGUGCAAGAGCUUUUACUCUCACUGCUCUCAUUGUCAGCUUAUUCGCUUUUCUCCGUGUUGUGGAUGGAUAUAGUUCACUUGUAUAUUAAACGGCGAUAACUGAAGUAUCUCGAGUAUUUCGAAAAGGCAAUUAAAAUAACUUCGAAACAAUGGGUAAAACGAAAAAGAAAUCAGCACAAAAUCCAAAUGCAGUUGCAAAUCAAUCGAUAGAUGAAAUAAAAAGUGGUUCGGUAAAAAAAAACAAGAAUUCCAAGUUGAAAAGUACAUCUGUAGGCAAGACAGCUUUGAUUAACAAUUCAAAAAUACAAAAUAAAAAUCAAUCAUCUCAGAAAAAUCUCCAGAAUAUUACUGAUGCAAAGAAUAAUCAGAAUUUACUUCAAAAUAAUAAGAAAGAAUUGAAAGAACAAUAUUCUCUGAAAAGAAAAAAUGUUUCAAAUAAAUCACAAAAGAAAUCAACAACCCAACAAGCUAACAAGAAGAUGAAAAAAGAAUUAGAAGUUGAUGAGUCAUUAAAUUAUUACAAGGAAGAGGAAGUAAAUGGUGAUGUUUCAGAUGGGAAAAUGGUAAAAGAUAUACUUUUACCAAAUUCGUCAAAGAAGAACGAUAAGGAUUUUGAAGGAGAUAAAGAUGAAAAUGGUGAGGAUGAAUUAAAUUGCAAAAAAAGUGAUGAAGAGAGGAAAGAGUUAAACAUGCAUAAAGCAAAACGUAUUUUGGAAAAGGUCAAUAAAGAAGAAUAUCUUUUACCUUGUCCUAAUAAACGCGGAGAGAUUAAUAGGACAACUAUUAAAAUUGAAAAUUUUCCCAAGGAAAUAACCGAAUUAGAAAUAAAAGAAAAAUUUGAAGAAUUUGGUCCCAUUAAAUCCAUACAAUUCAAAUUGGUUAUGCCAGGCCGUUAUUUUGAUUUUGAUGAUAUUAAAUUAAAACAUCCAUGUUAUACAUUGCCAGUGCAUGUUACAGUAUUUAUUGAUUAUCAUUGUCCAUUAUCUGCCGAAAAGGCAUUAAGCAUGAAUGGAAAAAUAUAUGAAGGAAAUUACAUAAUUGUAUCCUAUAAGAAUAACAUGAACGGUCCCUCGAUUGAUAGUGGUAAAACUGUAGUGCUAACCAAUCUGCCAAAGAAUAUGGAUAUCAACCCGAUUUGGAAAAUAUUUGAAAUAUGUGGAGACAUAAAGUAUGUAGAUAUAUAUCGUAAUCGGAUUACAGGAAUUAAUGAAGGGAUUGGUACUAUUUACUUUGCGACCAAAGAUGCUGCGAGUAAGGCUGCAGAACUAAGUGGAACUCUGAUUUUUAAUCGUCAAAUAACAGUAGAACUAGGUUAUCCUGCCGGGGCUCUCGAGCAAUUGACAAUAUAUAGAACACAAGCAGUUAAUCAUUUCUUAACAAGUUAUAAAACAGUCCAAAAUAUAUUAGAUGACAAAAAGUGGCGUAAAAAGGCACAAAAGGCACAAAAGGCACGACAAAAUUUGCAAUGAUAAUAGUGCAUCUAAAAAGUUCAAGAAUAAUUUUAAAAGGAGAUAUAGCACAUAAGAUGGAAAAUGAAAUGGAAUAUCUCAGUAAAUUAAUGUUGACCUCGUAUAAAAGAAACCGACUUCAUUCCAGGGUCAAAAAGCUAAUGUCAAACAGAAAAAGAAAAACAAGACACUCAACAAGCAAAAACAGCAAAUGAUGAAAAAACUUGCAACUAAACUGAAAAAACCCAUAAAAGUUUAAAUGAACAACGUUAUGAUACAUUUUAUAGUUUAUAGGAUUCAAUUAAGAAAUAUACUCAACAUAUGACUCAUAACGUUCAUUUAGUAUAAAAAAAAGUAAUUGCUAAUAUUGUUCUAUUUAAAA
This is a messenger RNA of Linepithema humile (Argentine ant), 1871 nucleotides long. Lineage: Eukaryota; Metazoa; Arthropoda; Insecta; Hymenoptera; Formicidae. The record is from RefSeq and is a predicted model, not a curated record.